CCGGGGCGCGUGCGAUUGCAUCAUGGACCUGGCGACCGCUUUUUACGCCGCUUAAGGGAAUCACAUUCGACUUCAGCUCGGUAAGAAACCUGCCCUCUCUAAGUGGAGCAAAAGUUUAUAAAACCGAGGACCGCGACCGACGCGUCUCUAGUUCGGUCCAGGACUCUCGAUCUAUUGGUCGUCGCGAAAUCCCAAAAAGGAAGGAAGGAAAUCAUGUUCAGGCUAUUGAUACCAUGUCUGAUAUGGCUGUCGACGGUGCGCUCGGACACCGGGAUGCACACGGCCAUGCCAGACGGGAUGCCGUCAGAAACGGAGAAGAUGUCUGACUCGAUGUUACUGAAAGCAAAGAGGGACUCCAUCCAUCAGCCCUGCGGACCCGUCUACCCUGCGCACGUGCCCGCUUAUUCACCGCCGCCCGUCUACGCUAAACCCUACGUCCAGCAGACCUACCUGAAAAAGGAGCUGGGCGUAGCUCCGUCUCACCUAUCUCACCUGCAGUACAUCCAACAACCACCAGCCUACGCCACCGUGGUGGCCAAACCGAGUGUCACAUAUGUGAAGCCGGCAGCACCAGCAGUCAACUAUCACAACCCGCACCAAUCGGUGCAAUACAUCAAGCCGAUAGCACCGGUCUAUCAUAAACCCAUGUUGUCGUACGCGCCGAUCUACCAGAAGCCGCUGUACUACGCCCCCAUGUAUCACGGACCGAUGUACCAUGAUCACGCGAUGCCGAAGAUCUUCCUGAAGAAGUACGACGUGCCGCAGGUAGUGGCGCCGAUCUACCAGAAGCCGCUGGUACACGCUCCUGCGAUCCAGUAUGCGACGCCGAAGGUCGUCCAGGUGCAGGCGCCUCAGGUGUCUUACGUGAAGCCUGUGGUACACUCCUCGCCGCACGUCCACAUCCCGCCGGUUCACAAUCCUGUUAUAGUUAAUCCGCAUUGCGUAUAAGUUGAUGGAUCGAUCAUCGUAAUCUGAUAAUUGAUCGAUGGAGUCUUCCGGAAAAUUCGAAAAUGAAUGCAUUGAUGAUGGAUGAUUGGGAUUAUUUCCCGUUUUGUAAUCUGGUUCGUAAUUUUCGAAAAGCGAAAAGUUAAGUAGAUGAGUUAUAAUGGAAAAUUUGGGAGGUUGUAUGUAAAAAUUGUAAGGAGAUAAAGCAAUGCGUUAAUAUAGCGGCAGGAUUUAUUGAUACGUAUUGCUAUCACAAUGGAAGAAAGCGGAUCUGUCACGAUCAGCGGGGAAAUUUAACCGAGGCUGCAAUAAAAUUACUUUUCUUUUUCA
Molecule: messenger RNA, 1275 nt
Organism: Ooceraea biroi (clonal raider ant)
Lineage: Eukaryota; Metazoa; Arthropoda; Insecta; Hymenoptera; Formicidae
Product: repetitive proline-rich cell wall protein 1
Source: RefSeq, a predicted model, not a curated record